CCCCGUCCGAUCCCCUCCCUCUCCAACACCGCUCGCCCGCGCCGCCUGUCACCGCGCGCUCCGCACUGCAUCGCUCGCCCGCGCGUUCCGCCCUACACGGCGGCACCGCUCUCUCCCUCAGCCCCACAACCUAGGUCGUCUUCUCCACCUACGUUUUGGGUCGCCGGAGGCCGCCGGGGUCCGGAUCCACCCACUCCCUCGCCGGAUCUACGCCUCCCUUGGCCGGAUCUGCCUCGACGCAGUGUUCCUCCGUCUAGGCGACAUGGAGCCGCACUCCCCUUUCCGGCGGCGCUGGUGCGGCCUCCAUCCCAUCGUCGGCAGCCCCGUAGCUCAGUGCCGCGCGGAGCGUCUGGCGGCCCGCCGUCCCGUCGCACAGACGUGGCGUCCUCCUGUAUCGAGCUGCGGUGCGGUCGCGCGGAGCGAUAGCUCGCCGGUCUUCCCGUCAUCCACGACUUCUACAGCUUCUCCAAGCCCAUGUACCAGUGCGUGCGGCGCCUCCCCCACACCAUCCUCCUCGGCGCGCGCCCUGAGUAUCGCACAGCACAAUUUGGGUCAACGACGCGCAGAGCGGCACCUGUGCUGUCCCCAUUGCGUGGUGCCAUGCCGUCCGACCUGUCCCCACUGUGCGGGAUGCUGCCGCGACCACCCAAGACGUUGUGUCCAACCUCACAGCCAUCCCUGCGGGCUUGGAGUGCCACCCAGCUCGCCUCGAGUCACCGCUGUUCGAAGCGCGGCCCAGCUGUGCACGGAGUAGAAGGAUAUGGACUCUAUUGCUGAAAGAAUGAUGCAACAACUUUUGUCCAAGGAAAUUCUUCAUAAGCCUAUGAAAGACAUUGUGCAAAAAUAUCGAAAAUGGCUGGAGGGUAAGAAAGAUGAAAUAAGUAAUUAAGAAUAU
Panicum virgatum (switchgrass) is the source of this 895-nucleotide messenger RNA. RefSeq lists its product as uncharacterized. The transcript has 3 exons. Lineage: Eukaryota; Viridiplantae; Streptophyta; Magnoliopsida; Poales; Poaceae. Bases 475 to 777 code for a protein of 100 amino acids. The record is from RefSeq and is a predicted model, not a curated record.